CACGUGCAAGGGAAGACAGAAUCACGCUCGAGGGAAACCUAACCGUGAGCUGAAGUCGUGCGCCCAGCGCGCCACAGUGACGAGACUGGCGGACCAGCCCCGGGUGCUUACUGGCGGAUAAGCCCCAAACAUAAGUUUCAGGUUCCGAGAUAUUUGAUUUGGCGGUUCAACCCCGUUGGCGGUUUAGCCCCGGUCUCCCCUACUUCAUGAUCCGCGACUUUAACAAUUUCUCCGAUCGCCACUUCGCCGGCUCCAAUCAAAAGGACAGUAUCGGCAUGAAAAAUCUGUUCGGUCUGAAGAACUCGGCCUGAAAAUAUCUGCGAACCAAGAUCACCCCUACCCUGACGACAAGCAAGUUAAAGCAGAUGUUGCCGUUGAUGCUGGAGACCGCAGAGGCCAUGAUGAAAUAUAUAGAAGAUCAAUCGGCGAAUCACGACAGCUUGAAGGUGUUGGACGCCCAAGAUCUCAACUACAAGUACACGACCGACCUGAUCGCUUCAAUCGCGCUCGGCACCAAGAUAGAUUCAUUCUACUAUCCGAACGAGUUCUCGGUCGCAGACAUCGAUUCGAUGGGUCAUUUCUCGCUGGGAACAGUGUUCUUCAUGGCCGAACUGGUGGAAGUGAUCGGUACAAGGAUGCUUUUCAACUCUGCCUUCGUGAGAAAAAUCUUCUGGACGGCGAUGGAGAACCGCGAGAGGACUGGCGAGAAACGAGGCGAUUUCAUCGAUUCGCUGAUCCAAAUAAAAAACGGCAAGCAGAAUCCCGUUUACAUGAUAGUGCUAUUCUGGAUAUAUGCCAAUUACAAAGUGAACUACUGGAAGAGACGCGGCGUCGAGUUUCUUACUCCCAACCUGAUCUUCGGCAACUUCAAGGAUGCCGUGCUCUUCCGUUCCGCACCGGGAUGGCACAUCGGUGACCUGCACAAGAUGGCCCGUCCGGACGCGCCCUUCGUCGGUUUCUACAUCUUCCACAAGCCGUGCCUGCUGUUACGCGAUCCAGAUGUCAUUAAGCACUUCAUGAUCCGCGACUUUGACAAUUUUUCCGAUCGCCACUUCGCCGGCUCCAAUCAAAAGGACAGUAUCGGCAUGAAGAAUCUGUUCGGUCUGAAGAACCCGGCCUGGAAAUAUCUGCGAACCAAGAUCACCCCUACCCUGACGAGGGGCAAGUUAAAGCAGAUGUUGCCGUUGAUGCUGGAGACCGCAGAGCCCAUGAUGAAAUAUAUAAAAGAUCAAUCGACGAAUCACGACAGCGUGAAGGUGUUGGACGCCCAAGAUCUCAACUACAAAUACACGACCGACCUGAUCGCUUCAAUCGCGCUCGGCACCAAGCUAGAUUCAUUCUACUAUCCGAACGAGUUCUCGGUCGCAGUUCAGCAGUUCUUUUAUGGAUUCAAAAGGAUGGUUGCCCUCGUAACAGUGUUCUUCAUGCCCGAACUGGUGGAAGUAAUCGGUACAAAAAUGCUUUUCAACUCUGCCUUCGUGAGAAAAAUCUUCUGGACGGCGAUGGAGAACCGCGAGAGGACCGGCGAGAAACGAGGCGAUUUCAUCGAUUCGCUAAUCCAAAUAAAAAACGGCGAGCAAAAUCCCGUUUACAAGUUCGAGGGAGACAAUCUACUGUAUCAGUCCGGUACUUUUUUCUCCGGCUUUGAAUCGAGCUCUACGUGCACAUCCUUCACCCUCAUGGAAUUGUCGAAGCAUCCAGAGUAUCAGGAGCUAGCCAGGAAGGACAUUAAUAGUGCGAUCGAGAAACACGGCUGGACAUACGAGGCGUUCCAGGAAAUGAAAUAUCUCGACCAAACUAUAUUCGAAAGUCUGAGGCUGCAUCCACCCGUGUCUACCCUCGACAGAUACACUCGUCAGGAUUACAAGAUUCCUAAUACAGAUAUCAUCAUCGAGAAAGACACGCCAAUAUAUAUCUCCUUAUAUGGGCUUGGUGUGGAUCCUAGAUUCUGGGAUGAACCGGAAGUAUACAACCCCGACAGAUUCGCCGAAGGCAACGCCAUUCCCGAUGCCUACAUGACGUUCGGGAUUGGUCCUAGGAUGUGCGUAGGAAUGAAAGUGGGUCAAUUGCACGCAAAAGUCGUUCUAGCUUUGUUGCUGAGAGAUUACGAGAUUUGGCAGACCAAAGAGCACACGAGCUUUCUAGACCCACGUUCGACCUUCACGGCUGCGGGAAAUGGAAUUAAUCUGCAUUUCAAGAAGAUAUGAUAAUGCACAUCAAAUAUUAUUUUUCAUUAGGCCGAUGUCUUUAUUGCCGGUCACAACUAAUAAGAAUCGAAAUAACGAUGAAUUUCGCAAUCUGGUUUUACACAAAGACGGACUUCGUUUAAGUUUACAUUUGAAACUUUGGUGUCAACCAUAUAUCCGACGGAUAUAUGUUUUGAAGAAUUCUAAAUGACUCAACUUAUUGAUAUUUAUAUAAACCUGCCGUUAUACAUGAAAUAAGUACGAAAUCUACUCGGAAUGUGGUGAAACUCAUAAUGAACUUAUUAUAUUUACAAGACGUCACAACAAAAUAUCAUUAAACAAUAUUUUUGUUAAACAACUCUUGAUAUUCUUAGUCGUUUACUCAACUGUAAUAUAUACACAUAAUGUCCAGUGUCCUGUUAAGGCUACAAACUCUGUCUCUUUAUUAUAAUAAUAUAAUAAACGUAAAAAGCGCGUGGAAUGUACAUCACACCUUACAUUAAUUAUAUUUAUGUUAAAAACAUUAAA
Molecule: messenger RNA, 2714 nt
Organism: Temnothorax curvispinosus
Lineage: Eukaryota; Metazoa; Arthropoda; Insecta; Hymenoptera; Formicidae
Product: cytochrome P450 6k1-like
Exons: 9
Coding region: 366-2207 (613 amino acids)
Molecular function (GO): heme binding; monooxygenase activity; oxidoreductase activity, acting on paired donors, with incorporation or reduction of molecular oxygen
Source: RefSeq, a predicted model, not a curated record